AAAAUGUCUAAAAAUCUUUCGACUGCUGAUCCAAAACGUCCCAAUAACAUUGUCCCAUAUCACCUUCCGAAAAAAGAAUUGGACGAAGUUGACCCAGAUUUUUUUGGAGUCGUAUCACUUUUGUUUA
Acaulospora colombiana is the source of this 127-nucleotide messenger RNA. The record is from the annotation of a GenBank genome assembly. NCBI's taxonomy places the organism in Eukaryota, Fungi, Glomeromycota, Glomeromycetes, Diversisporales, Acaulosporaceae.